This is a messenger RNA of Coccidioides immitis RS, 1070 nucleotides long. RefSeq lists its product as uncharacterized. The transcript has a single exon. The coding region runs from base 117 to 425 and encodes 102 amino acids. NCBI's taxonomy places the organism in Eukaryota, Fungi, Ascomycota, Eurotiomycetes, Onygenales, Onygenaceae. The record is from RefSeq and is a predicted model, not a curated record.
GGGAAUGCCGUUGCAAGACCGAGCCAAUCGGCUUUUAUGCACCUUGCACGAGCUUAUGGCUGUUCGGCUCACUGGGAUGGUAGAACACAUGUAUUCAUUCUCGAUGUGGACAUCCCAUGCAGGUAGGCGGCAGCUCAAACAACCCAACACGGUUCCCUGCCGGAGUGGGGUGUCAUCAACAACAUGCAUCUCCGAUACAGCUGGAAGGGUUUGUCUUAUGUCACCCUUUUGACCCCAUGCACAGGAAGCCAACAUGGGGGAUAUGCGAGACCGUUGUCAUUCAUACAGUGGUGAGCUGCGCGAUUUGGGAAUCACAAAUCUCUGACCAAUUCAGUAAACAUGGGUUGCCGUUAGCCGUUCUUCUCCCAGAAAGAUUCGGGGACAUAUCCGAUCAACUUCCCGAUGCCGUAUCCCCUGUGCAUUAACGCAUUUUUCGGCGCAGAUCGAAUCAUACCCAGGGUGAGUACGUAUUCCUCGGUCCAGUCGACGCUGUUUCACAACAUACGCACCGAAAUUGAGCUAGGAGUGGGAGUACGGUCCCUGUAUAUAAUGGUGUAGAUCCUUGUAAGACCUCCUUUCCAGCGAAGUAAGAGAUCGUCGAUGGCGCAAGGAAUGUGUAACUCAGCAAAGUACGGAGUAACCGUCAAGUACUCUGUACACAUGCAGUUACAUCGCCCUCUGCUCUGUAUUCUGAUAAGAUGCUUGCCGUUAUGUUCUGGCCUGCUGUAGGUUCUGGGAGCAUGCGCAUAUUCCACUGGGAUGAUUUCACUGCCAUGAUUCUGUGGAGGAUAGAUCCGUGGUGGGAAUCAAGGACCCUGGAGUUCUGAAGUGAUGAGAACGUCAGCAUGUUUACCGGUUAAUUAACGUAAGCCUAGCGAGUUCACCAGCUCACGAGGAAGUUUCUCCGUCGUUAAGCAGUCAAUUAACUAGCCAAUGGCAGGAUGGAGGCUAGCAGACUAGCGCAUUCUCUUCAACGAUCUUCGUUUUCUCCUUUGCUGGUUUCCUGUUACUUCGCCCGCUGAUUUCUCCUCCUGAAUUACAGAGGAAUGUCAAAGUGUGUCAUUCUAGUA